Messenger RNA from Astyanax mexicanus (Mexican tetra), 2532 nucleotides. Its product is annotated as apoptosis regulator BAX. Gene Ontology annotation, biological process: extrinsic apoptotic signaling pathway in absence of ligand; release of cytochrome c from mitochondria; mitochondrial fusion. The transcript is spliced from 6 exons. Bases 459 to 1004 code for a protein of 181 amino acids. Gene Ontology annotation, molecular function: protein heterodimerization activity; protein homodimerization activity; channel activity. Lineage: Eukaryota; Metazoa; Chordata; Actinopteri; Characiformes; Acestrorhamphidae. The record is from RefSeq and is a predicted model, not a curated record. Gene Ontology annotation, cellular component: mitochondrial outer membrane.
ACUCUGUAGUCCACUAGACCACUCAGUUUUACACUAGUCCACUAGUCUACUCUGUAUUCCACUGGUCUUUUCUGUAGUCCACUGGUCCACUGGGUAGACUAUUAGUCCACUCUGUAUUUUACUAGUUGACUAGGUAGUCCACUGGUCCACUAGGUAGUCCACAAAUUUAGAUUAGAAGAAGUUUGGUGUGUGCAUGGUCUGAGGCCAGAAGCUAGUCUGCCGGCUUAAAGGCUGAGGAAACACGUCACAGACCUUUCUUCCACCCACUUUCAGCUGAACCAGUCACAUGAAGCUCCCUCAGGCUUCAGUUGGGUUAGUAUGCCUUGUUUCGUUUCUUGUAUCCCGCCCGUCUUCAGACGGCCCUUUACCAGGGUGUGUUGUGAAAGAGUGACAUAUUCACCAGUGGACUUUCAGUUGAAUUUUACUUCUACUAUAUUUUGAAAGUUGAUAUCUGGAUCAUGGCAGCUCAGGGAGAAGGUUAUGCUGUUAAUCUGCUACGCAUAGGAUAUAGGCUACUGAUAAACUUUAUCUCUGAGCGUCUUCAGCGCACAUUGGAAAUUGAUGCUGCAGUAACCAAAAACCUGUUGGACGAGACGGAAGAGGUGCCUGAUCCCAACAUUAAGAAAGUUGGACAGCGUCUACAGCAGUUUGGAGAUGAACUGGACAAUGACACAGAAUUGAAAAAGAUGAUUAAUAACCUAAUGCCCACAAAAGAAGUGUUCCUGAAAAUCGCCUAUGAAAUCUUCUCUGACUGGAAGUUUAACUGGGGCAGGGUGGUGGCACUGUUCUACUUUGCUUGUGAGUUUGUCAAGAUGGUUCCUGAUAUCAUCAGUAACAUCAUCAGCUGGACUCUAGAAUUCAUGCGUGAUCAUGUGAUUGCAUGGAUCAGUGGACAGGGAGGCUGGGACGCAAUCCUCUCACAGAUUGAAGCACCUUCCUGGACAACUGUCACUGCAUUUGUGGCUGGAGUUCUCACUACUGCUCUCAUCGUAAACAAAAUGUGAAGAUGAGGGAGUCUGACCAUGAAGGAUAUAGCAGAUGGAGAGAGAGAUAGAGAGAUGGAGAGAAGAGAUGGAAAGAAGGAGACAAAAAAAGAGAGCGAUAAAGACAGCUGAUCAAGAGAACAAAGAGAUGUAGGAGAAGAGUGAGAAACAGCGUUGCAAAGACAAUGUUAGAACAAUACAAACGUUUAACAUGGCAGGUUGUGUAGAACUUCAGUCUUCAGAUGGAGUACAAGGUUUUGCCCUUCGCAAUAAAGGAGAGAUGUUGCCUUUAAUUGUGCAAUUCAAGUAUGUUCAGAGCUAGAACAGUUCAAAACCCUAAUGAUUUUUUUUUUCACAACUGACUUGUUUGAAUGCAAUGUAACAGCAUUUGCAGCAAUUUUACCAUGCCAAUUUACACACAACUUUAUAGCAUCGCUGUCCUUUGAAAAACAACUAUCUCCAUUUUUAAUGAUUUUUAGUUUAAUACAAAGAUUUUACAGACAAAAUGUCUUGAAAUAAACUCUUUUUCCAUUGACAUUUCAUUGACAGUUAAGAACAGAUGUGUGCAGACAUAGACAUCAGGUGGGGCUAAAGCACCACCAACUCUGCCCUUUGUCAACCAAAGUGCCCUUUUGAAACUUCGUUUAAAAAUAUAUAUAUAUAUUAUUAUUAGUAAGAUUUUACUGUGGCUGGUUUGAAAUGAUCUUUUGAAAGCCUGAGAGAUUUAAAACGAGUGAAAACAUAAUGCCCUGAAAUCAGCUCGCACACACCCGACCCUCUCUUCCUCUGCCGCGCGACGGCAACAGAUAGGCUUCUUCUCCCCCGUGUCCCACCAGCCAGGUAACAUACACAUCAAGUAAAAUCCUACCGUUUGCCCUCUAAGCCCAACAUGAAAUCAUUUUGUUGUGCAGUAAAAUGUCUCAUACAGCACCAAACUACUACGCAUCUUUUCCCGACUGGUCACCAGAUAAACUAGCCGCUCUACCCCAAAUCAAUGAUAGAUAACGUUUUUUUUUUUAUAAUGAAGUGUUCCGCAUGCGCUAAAAAGUGCCCUUUUCCCCCCCUGAGCACUUGCCCCCCAAAAUGUCUGUGCACGCCACUGGUUAAGAAGGUUUUAUCUCUUUCUUCUGUAAAGUUACUGUUUUGGAGACAGUAUGUGUUUUUCAUUUGACAGCAAAGAUAGACACACACAUACCCACACAUCUACAUCUUUUAGUCUCUUAGGUUAGUCAGUCAAAAGUAGCACUUUUAACUUAUUUGUUUAAUUUAAACCCAUAAUCUUCUGUCUGUUAAGGUCUUAAAACUCUAUCCAACAGUGGGCUCAUUUCUUGGGUUGGCAAAUUGUAAUAAAUAACGUUUAAUAUAAUAUUUUGCUGUUUUAUAUGAGUUUGUUAUUUACUGGAUACUAACUAGGGACACCUGCCAUUGCAUACCUUAUGUAUAUUUAAAUUGAAUUGUACCUACCUUGCUCUCAUUCCUGCCGCAGGACGCAAUAUUUAAUUGCCAAAUAAAAGACGUUCUGUAUUUUACAGGACAGGUGGCAUCCCUA